AUGGAUCAAAGAACACCGCUCUGGCUUGACUGCGAUACUGGGCACGACGAUGCCUUCGCAAUGCUUCUAUCCGCAUGGCAUCCCUCUCUGAAUCUGCUCGGAAUCAGCACAAUCUACGGGAAUGCACCACUCUCACAUACCACAUAUAACACCCGUGCAAUUCUGAAAGCCAUCCGAAAAGAAGAUGUCCCAGUAUACGCCGGAGCAAGCAAGUCCUUCUGUCGACCCCCAGCCAGUGCACCUGAUAUCCAUGGCGAAUCUGGUCUUGAUGGAACAUCUUGUCUACCUACACCCACCGUGCCCGUCAGAACGGACCAGACAGCCAUCGAAGCAAUCUACAAAGCCCUCAUUGGCCAACCGCCCGGAACAGCCUGGCUAGUAGCAACAGGCUGCCUCACGACCACCGCCCUGCUCUUUUCCAUCUAUCCCGAUCUAGCCACACACAUCGCGGGCCUGAGCAUCAUGGGCGGUGCCAUCGGCGGCGGCUUCACAAACGCACCCAUGGGCUCCCUCCGAGGCGAAGGCGAACGUUUCGGAAACUGGACCCCUUGGGCUGAAUUCAACAUCUAUCUCGACCCCGAAAGCGCAAAAUCCGUCUUUUCCAAUCCGGUCCUAAGCAAGAAAAUCACAAUCAUCCCACUCGAUCUGACGCAUCAAUUCCUCGCUACGGAGAGAAUUCAAAAGGCUAUGCUCUGUGGCUUCGAUGCCGAACCAUCAGAUUCGAAUCAUGUCUCCACUGUCCGAACCCUCUUCUACGAGAUCCUGACCUUUUUCGCCAGAACUUAUGCGGAUGUCUUUGGUCUUGUAGAAGGGCCGCCGACACACGAUCCGCUUGCCGUGGCGGCAAUUUUCGUGCCGGCGUCUUUUCACGAUAAUGGUGGAGAGCGGUACAGCAUUGAAGUUGUCACAGAAGGAGAUCAUGGUUCGUCAGAUCAUGUGCGCAGUGGCCAAUCUCAGUGCGGGAGAACGAUUGCCACAUUAUUGCCAGCUGGCAGCGAGGGAGUGAGAAUACCGCGGUCAUUAGAGAAGGAAAAGUUGUGGAGGAUGCUGGAGGAGUGCCUAGGUCGGGCAGAAAAGGCGGUGCAUGCAACGCGAUGA
This is a messenger RNA of Lecanosticta acicola, 1098 nucleotides long. The record is from the annotation of a GenBank genome assembly. Lineage: Eukaryota; Fungi; Ascomycota; Dothideomycetes; Mycosphaerellales; Mycosphaerellaceae.